Messenger RNA from Thunnus maccoyii (southern bluefin tuna), 2302 nucleotides. RefSeq lists its product as uncharacterized. The record is from RefSeq and is a predicted model, not a curated record. Lineage: Eukaryota; Metazoa; Chordata; Actinopteri; Scombriformes; Scombridae. The transcript is spliced from 10 exons. The coding region runs from base 210 to 1445 and encodes 411 amino acids. Gene Ontology annotation, molecular function: protein binding.
UGCCGCUGAGGCAGCGCUGAUAAGAGCGCGCGCUCCUCCUGCUGUCGCACACAGGUGAAGUGUGGAGGCAGCGGAGUGUCUCUCAAGAUGCUGAUAAAUUAGUCCGAGUUUGGCGAGAAAAAAAUACAGAGGAGCAACGCAAAGUUAUCUACUGAAAGGACUCUUCUCUCACAAAAAGGGCAUCAGCCUCUCUCUCUCCAGCUGCCAGCAUGAUGAAGGACUGCCUGCAGUUCCUUAUCGAGCCGGCCAAAAAGCUCAAGAUCCGACUCAAGGAGUCUCGUAAGCGAGUGAAGCUCGAGAAGAAAGAGCCGCUGGUGGAAAGUCAAUUAUUUAUUAUGGAAUUGGCCCGAGAACUCAACAAAAUUUGCCAGAGGUCAAGCAUCCUCGGCCAUAUCUGGACCAGCGAGGACAUCUGGCCCGCAAGCGUGUGUCGCGACUUCAUCGUAGAAUGGGCUGCUGUGCUGGAGACGAGAGUGCAGCCUAGAAUCACCCCGUCUGACUACCAGUAUGAGAAGCCGGAGAAGAAGGACUGGAAGGGGCACCUCCUCUGCAUCCUGGAGGCAGGGGGGGAGUGUGACAUGGGGCCUCAUAAAAGGGUCAUCAUGGACUGGACACGGGAGAUUAAAAGCAGGCCUCAGCCCACCGUCUGGCCAGGCGAGCCUGUGCUCAUGAUGCUCGACGACCUGGAGUUCCAGUGGAAGAGGGGCCGUCUGCCCAACCUGCUCCCAGCCGUGGAGCUCAUCAUACUGGCUGUGUUGAACGCUGACAACCCUGUCAAGGAGGAUGUGACUAAGCAGUGGCUGAUGAGAAAGCAGAAGAGCCAGAGGACUGACGCUGUCCGAUACAUCCCCCACAGCGUGUGGAAUUGGAUUUGUGAUGCAGCAGAGGACGUCACCCUGGAUUCAGAGUCAGCCAACCCAGACCUGCUCAUCUCCAGUGAUGAGAAGCGCAUGCGGUGCGGUCUGGAGCGCCAGGAUGUCCCGCAGUGCCAUCAGCGCUUUGAUGGAUGGUGGUGCGCAGUGGGCCAGGAGGGCUACGUCUCCGGACGCCACUACUGGGAGGUGGAGGUGGGCGAGCGGGACUGGCGGUUGGGUGUGGCCAAGGCAUCCGCUGUGAGGAAAGGCUUCCGCUCACUCAACACAGAUACAGGCUACCUGACCCUCCGUCUGGAGAGGGGCACGGAUCUGAAAGCUCUAACAGUGCCCGCCACCUCGCUGCCACAAAGCCUGGUGCCCAGGAAAGUCGGAGUGUACCUGGACUAUGAGCAGGGUCAGCUGUCCUUCUAUGAUGUGGAGAAACGCUCCCACCUGUACACCUACAACGAGAACUUCACAGAGGAACUGUACCCCGUGUUCGGGACUGUGGAGGUGGUCAAAGACCUGGUGAUCAGGCCUGCAGACGUCAGACAGCCGUGCCUCUGCCCCGGGCCCUGCCUCUGGAACUGAACUGCUUAACACACAACACUCUUCAGUUCAGUCAUGAUCCCCAGCAACCCACUGAGUCUGUGCGUUUAUUCUGGUCCAUUAAUAUUUGAAUCCUGUUUGUUUGUUUGUUGUUCUGGGCUAGAAGUCUGACUCAGUUUGCGGGUUGCCUUGUGAGAUCAGGAACAAGAACCAAGAAUCGUUCUGCAUUACACUUUCUGUUACUCUGCCUUCAUGGAGACAUAUUGGUGACUGUUUGUAUUGUAAAGAUUCAUAUUUUAAUGCUGUAAAGUCAAAAUCUCAAAAACAGCCUUGUUUUUAGCUGACUGGCAAAGUUUUUUUGUACUGUCCAAUAAGGUUUGAAAUAGUUUUAGAUGUCCAAAAGAUUGUUGGAAUUUCAUAUGCUACAAAGAACCUAUCUUGUCUUUUUCAUUUUGGUGUUAAGAUAUAAACAACAUAACUGGAGUUGCAAGGUUUUCACAACAGUGGUAUGAAAAUGUAUUUUUUGGUUUUGGAUUUUUAUUAUUAAUGCUUAGAGAUUUAAAAAAACUUGCAAACUAACAUCAGAAAAUGUAAAUGUGUUAUAAGAGCAUGAAGGCACUGUGAAAGAAUGUGCGACCAGCUUACUUAGAGCCUCGGUGCAGUUACACAGUGCUGUUAUUGAGGGCUUGCCAACAUGCACAUGCAGAUAAUUACAGCCUGGGUUAACGCAUGUGAACAGUUGAUUCUCACUCUGUUUGCUUCUUUGUCUCAAGCUUCCUGCAAAGAUUUUUUUGUCAGGCACGAGCUUGUUUUCGCAGCUGUGUUUAUUUUUAUGUGUGGAAUAUUAAGAUGGUAAUGUUUUUUUCCUCCAAACACCAAUAAAUGAACUGUAAAUGCUC